UCCUCCAUUUGUGCGCUGAGGUCAUCUCUCUCUGUUCUGCCUAAUCCUGGGGGGGGGUGCUUGUCUGUCUGCGUUGCUUAAUCCUCCUGUGGCUCCGGGCCUUCAACACAUGUAGGACACACAAAGGCUGACAGUUAUUCUUAAAGCGUACACUGCAGCUCUCAGUAAUUCUCCCAGCAUACAUUCCUGCGCAGUCAUUCAUACGGACGCUGUCCCUCACUGUGUAUAAAACGGCCUCUGUCUCCUUCUGCAGUAGCUGUUCUCUCACUUGCCCCUCUGUCGCUCCUACCCGGUGAACCAAACCUCCAUACAGCCAUGUCCGACGUAGAAGAAGAAUACGAGGAGCACGCAGAGGAGGCUGAAGAGGAGCAGGAGGUUGGUGAAGAUCAGCAGGAAGAGACCCAACCGGUGGAGGAGGAUGGGGAAGGUACGGAUGAGCAAGAGUAUCAAGAUCAAGACAUGCUGGAAGAAGAGGAGGAGCGACCCAAACCAAAACCCAUGAUGCCUCAGCUGGCACCUCCAAAGAUUCCUGAGGGAGAGAGGGUGGAUUUUGAUGACAUCCACAGAAAACGGAUGGAAAAAGACUUACUGGAACUUCAAACACUGAUAGACGCACACUUUGAGCAGAGGAAGAAGGAUGAAGAAGAACUUAUUGGCCUCAAAGAUCGAAUCGAGCGUCGUCGCUCAGAGCGAGCGGAGAUCCAGAGGGUCAGAGCCGAGAAGGAAAAGGAUAGACAAAACAGGAUUGCGGAGGAGCGCCACAGGAAAGAGGAAGAGGAGGCCAAGCGGAAGGCUGACGAUGAUGCCAAGAAGAAGAAAGUGCUGUCUGGAAUGGGAGCAAACUUUGGCGGCUUCCUGGCUAAGGUCGAGUCAAGGAAGGGAAAGCGUCUGACAGGCAGAGAGAUUAAGAAGAAGACUCUGGCUGAAAGACGGGAGCCGCUAGGCAUCGACAAUAUGAGGGAGGAUGGACUCAGGCAACGGGCUCAGGAGAUGUGGAACUGGAUCUACCAACUUGAAUCUGACAAGUUUGACUUAAUGGAGGACAUUAAGCAUCAGAAAUAUGAGAUCAUCGUGCUGCUGAACAGAAUCCAACAUGCUCAGAAAUUUAAAAAAGGGCACGGCAAAGGGAAGGUGGGCGGUCGCUGGAAGUAAAUGAAUCGGUGAUCAAUAAAAAGGAGCAGUGGAAUGAAUGAUGUUUCCACUCUGUGAUCACUUGGUAUCUGGCCAUUUUCUGUGUCUGGGAAAGAUGUAAAAUGUUUAUUGAUAAUAAACCUACAUCCACACGU
Messenger RNA from Thalassophryne amazonica, 1286 nucleotides. It is a transcript of the gene tnnt1, whose product is annotated as troponin T type 1 (skeletal, slow). Gene Ontology annotation, cellular component: troponin complex. Gene Ontology annotation, molecular function: tropomyosin binding; troponin T binding. The record is from RefSeq and is a predicted model, not a curated record. The coding region runs from base 316 to 1152 and encodes 278 amino acids. Gene Ontology annotation, biological process: sarcomere organization; regulation of muscle contraction; slow-twitch skeletal muscle fiber contraction. The transcript is spliced from 15 exons. NCBI's taxonomy places the organism in Eukaryota, Metazoa, Chordata, Actinopteri, Batrachoidiformes, Batrachoididae.